Messenger RNA from Aspergillus pseudonomiae, 2030 nucleotides. Its product is annotated as ssDNA-dependent ATPase MGS1. The record is from RefSeq and is a predicted model, not a curated record. Gene Ontology annotation, molecular function: ATP binding; single-stranded DNA helicase activity; enzyme activator activity. Lineage: Eukaryota; Fungi; Ascomycota; Eurotiomycetes; Eurotiales; Aspergillaceae. Bases 29 to 1612 code for a protein of 527 amino acids. Gene Ontology annotation, cellular component: nucleus. Gene Ontology annotation, biological process: DNA-templated DNA replication; regulation of DNA repair; DNA repair. The transcript has a single exon.
CCCCAUCUCCCUCGAUGAUCCAAGCACUAUGGUGUCUUGUCCGAUAUGUGGGAACUCUGUAUCAUCUCUGAAAAUCAACGACCAUAUUGAUUCCAAUUGUCAAAACUUUAUUGAUGAGCCAACAUCGAACACUGGGGACCUGACUUCCUCGCAGAAGGCAGAGGUCCCCAGCUUUUUCCAGCCUACCUCGGCGCGGAAAGCAUCCGCUCAGCCCAACUCGCACCCCGACUCCUCGCCUUCGCAGAAUGGUACUCGCAAGAGACCCUCGGCGCCUGAAGCGGAAAUAAUAACCGAUGGCAGCAAGAAGACGAGAAACGAUGCGGAGCAAUAUGUGAAGCGGCCAAAAGUGAGCGCAUUGCAGAAGGCAGCGCCGUUAGCAGAGCGCAUGCGACCUCGGACUCUCGAUGAUGUCUGCGGUCAAGACCUCGUUGGCCCCCACGGCGUUCUUCGCGGGCUCAUUGAACACGACCGGGUCCCAAGUAUGAUAUUGUGGGGUGGUCCCGGAACUGGUAAAACAACGAUCGCGAGGGUUAUCGCUUCAAUGGUUGGGAGCAGGUUUGUGGAAAUCAACAGUACCAGCACUGGGGUUGCAGAGUGCAAGAAGAUAUUCUCUGACGCCAAGAGCGAGCUUAACCUUACGGGAAGAAAGACCAUCAUCUUCUGUGACGAAAUCCACCGCUUCUCGAAAUCACAACAAGAUGUCUUCUUGGGGCCUGUAGAAAGUGGGCAAGUUACUCUUAUCGGUGCUACAACCGAAAAUCCCUCCUUUAAAGUCCAGAAUGCGCUGCUCUCCAGAUGUAGGACUUUCACCCUGGCAAAGCUUACUGAUCAAGAUGUCAAAUCUAUAUUGGACCGAGCUUUACGGGUGGAGGGGCCAAACUACUCGCCUUCUACUCUGGUAGAUGACGAGUUGAUUAAUUACCUGGCAAAGUUUUCGGACGGGGAUGCCCGGACCUCCCUGAAUCUCCUGGAGCUCGCUAUGGAUCUAUCAAAGCGCCCGGGGAUCACUAAGGAAGAGUUAAAACGGUCUCUGACUAAAACUCUUGUCUACGAUCGUGCGGGUGACCAACAUUAUGAUACUAUCUCCGCCUUCCACAAGUCCCUCCGGGGCAGCGAUCCGGAUGCUGCCCUGUAUUAUCUCGCCCGCAUGAUCCAGUCGGGCGAAGACCCACUGUACAUUGCUCGCCGUCUGAUCGUAGUGGCAUCGGAAGACAUUGGCCUGGCAGAUAACAGUAUGCUCACUCUGGCUAUUUCUACCCAUUCGGCCGUGGAGAAAGUCGGGCUCCCAGAGGCGCGGAUCAACCUCGCACAUGCGACCGUGGCUAUGGCGUUAUCCAAAAAGAGUACCCGGUCAUACAGAGGUCUCAACAACGCGUUCGCGGCAUUGGCAGAACCAGGCAUUGCCGGGCUACCGAUUCCAAUUCAUCUGCGGAAUGCCCCCACUCGAUUGAUGAAGGAACUAGGAUAUGGGAAGGAGUACAAGUACAACCCGAACUAUUUGAAUGGCGAGGUAGCACAGGAAUACUUGCCUGAGAGACUUCAAGGCCGGAAAUUCCUUGAGGAUCUCGAUCUUGGUCGUCAGGUUGACCCAGACCUCAAUGGUCAGCGUUGAGAAAAAAGCCUUCAUGGACUAAAGCGUUUAACUUGUCCUCCAAGCUCACGUAUUAUGCACGUGAGUGUGGCAGCUGAGCAUUCUCAGCUGUGGGAAUUGGUGUUGGGAACUGAGACCCGUUCAACCCUGAUGAGCCAGAUGCCAACAUGGGCUAUGAAACUACAAAGCCGCUCGAAUCGCAGCUUCAACUGCCCAAAGGAUGAGUCCCCUAUGGCAGUCACCGGAAGGGCUGGAAAUUCAAUCAAUGGUACGCCCAUUGACAGUCAAGCGACUGAAUGAUUAUGGCGAACCCGACGCUGACAGAACAACAAACUUGACCAACACUUUGCUAAAGAAUAUGAGCGUACUUUCGGUCCGUGAUUUGACAGUGAAGAUAUGGUAUACUGCCAUUUCUCCAGGAGUUUUCGGUUUUUUUUUU